AACCAACUUCUUAAAGCUGAAGAAGAGAGAAAUUUCACACCAAGGGAUUAGAAGAAUGAAUAAAAAGUUCACUGCAUCAUAAAUGGUACCACAUCAGAGCUCAUCACCAUGACAUAGUUAACGUAAGGACAAAGGCAUCACCUAAGCACUUAAAAAAAAAGGUGCGUAUAACACACAGUUAUCUGGUCCAAAAUAUCAGUAGCAUUGCAGAAGGAUGGUAGAAUGGACGGUGCAGUGGCUCGGGCAGGUGUUUCUUCAGGAUUUCACAGCUGAACACUGUAAUUGAGGAUAGAAGAGAGGCCUAAAAGUAAACCCAGAAAGGAGAAGGGAUUUACCUGGAUUUGCUUCUGAGCUGGUCCCAGGAGACGCCUUGCAGUGUCUAUGACUGGAUGCUGGGCAGCCCACUGGUCCAAAGGGCUACACAUGAAGUCACUGUGACGAGGGUGGCUCCCGCUUCAUAAAGACCUCAUCGCCGCGAGGUGGGGCUAAGAUGAGCAUAACCAGUGACGAGGUGAACUUUCUGGUGUAUCGGUAUCUCCAGGAAUCAGGUUUUUCCCACUCGGCCUUCACAUUCGGGAUCGAGAGCCACAUCAGUCAGUCCAACAUCAACGGGACUCUAGUGCCGCCAGCUGCCCUCAUCUCCAUCCUGCAGAAGGGACUGCAGUAUGUGGAGGCCGAGAUCAGCAUCAAUGAGGAUGGCACGGUAUUUGAUGGCCGCCCCAUUGAGUCCCUGUCCCUGAUUGAUGCUGUGAUGCCCGACGUGGUACAGACCCGACAGCAGGCGUUCCGGGAGAAGCUUGCUCAGCAGCAAGCCAGUGCAGCAGCCACAACUGCAGCCACAUCAGCGACAACAGGAGCUACGACAACCCAGGCAGCUGUUUCCCAGCAAAAUCCACCAAAGAACGGAGAAGCCACGGUGAAUGGGGAAGAGAACGGAGCACAUGCAAUAAAUAAUCACUCAAAACCAAUGGAAAUCGAUGGGGAUGUUGAAAUUCCACCCAACAAAGCCACAGUCCUGCGAGGCCAUGAGUCUGAGGUGUUCAUUUGUGCCUGGAAUCCUGUCAGUGAUCUACUAGCUUCUGGAUCUGGGGACUCCACUGCAAGGAUAUGGAACCUUAAUGAGAACAGCAGCGGGGGCUCCACGCAGCUUGUGCUGAGGCACUGUAUACGUGAAGGGGGACACGAUGUCCCAAGUAAUAAGGAUGUCACCUCGCUAGACUGGAACAGUGAUGGGACACUACUGGCUACUGGCUCCUAUGACGGAUUUGCAAGAAUAUGGACAGAAGAUGGUAACCUGGCCAGCACCUUAGGUCAACAUAAAGGCCCCAUCUUUGCCUUGAAGUGGAACAAAAAGGGCAAUUAUAUUUUGAGUGCCGGUGUAGACAAAACAACAAUAAUUUGGGACGCCCACACAGGAGAAGCCAAGCAACAGUUUCCUUUCCAUUCAGCCCCUGCUCUUGAUGUGGACUGGCAGAACAACACUACUUUUGCCUCCUGUAGCACAGACAUGUGCAUUCAUGUAUGCAGACUCGGCUGUGACCGCCCGGUCAAAACCUUCCAAGGACACACGAAUGAGGUCAAUGCCAUCAAGUGGGAUCCUUCUGGAAUGCUGCUGGCCUCCUGCUCUGACGACAUGACAUUAAAGAUCUGGAGCAUGAAGCAGGACACGUGUGUCCAUGACCUUCAAGCCCACAGCAAAGAGAUAUACACCAUCAAGUGGAGUCCCACGGGACCAGCCACCAGCAACCCAAACUCCAACAUCAUGUUAGCAAGUGCUUCGUUUGAUUCUACAGUUCGACUGUGGGAUGUGGAGCGAGGCGUCUGCAUCCACACACUGACCAAACAUCAAGAACCUGUGUACAGUGUAGCCUUUAGCCCUGAUGGGAAAUAUUUGGCCAGUGGCUCCUUUGACAAGUGUGUCCAUAUCUGGAACACUCAGAGCGGAAGUCUUGUCCACAGCUACCGAGGCACAGGCGGCAUCUUCGAGGUGUGCUGGAACGCUCGAGGAGACAAAGUGGGCGCCAGUGCAUCUGACGGCUCUGUGUGUGUUUUAGAUCUGCGGAAGUAAACAUAAGAUAUCACAGAAGAAGAAUUCCACGGGCCAGCAGUGAAUGUGGGUUGGAGUGCUGUUCCGACCACCAGCUCCCAAACUGUGCAAACUUGACUUGAGUUACAGUGUACUUAGAAUCAGCUCGUCCCUGCCCACAGGAGUCCGUAUUUUUCCAUAAUCUCCAUCCAGAAAUUUAAAAAACAAGCAAAUACAAAAGCAUACACAAUCACAUCAACAAGGGAAGUGGUUCUACCUAGGACUUUUCAGCUGGGAAGGAGGAAGCCAUCGGCUAGACAGUGUACCUUUUGGUUUCCAUCCGGAUCAGGCUCUGAUGUCUGAUGGUUGAAUGGGGAAGAAAAGGAGAAAAAAAAAAACUGUGCCAAAAAAGAAAAGCAAAAUGCUGUGAUAAACCAAAAGGGGGAAAACCCUCCCCCUUCUGGUGCUUUCCCCCCAUCAAUUUGGACACUACAGUUGCUUUCCCAAAGGAUGUUCAAAAAACAGUUUGUACCAAUAAGAUGCGCGACUUUGUAAUCCCAACACUUUCUAUUUUCUAGAACCUUUGUUCUGUGGUUUUUCUAUCUGCUGGAAUUCUGUGGUCUGGGGGCCUUCCAUCUGAGAUGGAAACUAGUUUUGGUUUGUUGCUUCUUUACUCUUGUUAUUGUUCCUUGCCCCACUAUCGUUUUCUGGUCUAGUGUGGUCUUGCUUCUUGUGACACCCUCUGUAGAUGUGGCCACAUGGACACAAUGACAAGCUCUUUGAUGGACAGCUUUCUCCCUCCCUCUCCACUCCACCCCUAUCCUUCGCUCACUCUCUCUGCCCCUUUCUCAUAGUUGCUUCACAUCUUGGGUCCCAAGGGCACUUUCAGAGCAUAGUAAGUGCUUUAUGUAAGAAGGCAGGGAGGGGGAGUUUUUACAAAAGAAAAAAAAUGACUUAUAAGAGAAAGAGCCUGGAGUAUUUUUGGAAAAAAUAUUUUUAUGUUAAAACAAUUUUAAAAUCCUAAAAUGGCCAUCAGACAUGGAGAGCUCUGUGUGAUUCCUAGUAAAAAUUUUAAGAAGACACAGGCAGAGUGUGAGGUAUAUAUUACCCCUUUCCCUUCGGCUUCACGAAAGGCGGUUAGGAAAAGCCUGGAUUGGGAAAGGCCCUACUGACUCGCAGUGGGGUUUUUCUGCCACCAGCAGGAAGAGCCUGGCUCAUUUGGUUCAAAGCAGAAUUGCAUUUGUUCAGUGUGUAUGUUAGCAGCCAGCAGGAACAGAGCGGAGAAGCCAUCCAAACCGACAGCGAGGUUCACCUGCACCUGUCCACUCCAUUGGCCUCAGCAGUGUGACUACGGACAGUCACUUCUCUAAAAUCAUGCUUAGCAAAUCGUUGCAAAAGCUGACCUGAAGGCUCCAGAGUGUCACUCAGUCUUAGUGGUGAUAAGCAAUGAAUAUCAAAGGAAGACUUGCAGCCCUGAAGAUAAAUUAUUACAGAAGUAGAAUGUCACUUAUCUUUUCUGCCAUCUUUACAGUUCCUUUCUCUUGCAAGACACUAGGAGAAAGGUUAUUUAGGGUUUUUUUUUAUCUUUUUACUAUUUUUUUAAAAAUUAGGCUUUGUGUUUCUAGCAGUCUGCUUUCAUUGGAUUAGGUGACUUUGGUUGGCUUGUUGUUAUAACUCAAUGCAGACUUUUUUUAAAUAGUAGCAGAGAGGGAAUAGACCUGAAGAUAACAAGGUAGGGCCUCUUCCCUCAUUGGUUUACCUGUGGGCACUGGAAGGCAAGGAGAAGUUGGCCAGGAUGGUGGGCAUGGGACAGGAUCAGUCUGAUGUGUUCUCCUACAGCUGAGGUGGGUGUUACUUAGAGGCUGGCACCCAUCUGUGGAGCUGAAAUUCAAACAUCUGGGAAGGGUAGGGGCAUCCGGCACAACUGAGAAUGUUCUGGGACCAGCCACAAAAGCCAGGGUGCGUGGAUCCUUCUCAGAUGGUAACUGGCCUCCACUUGGGUAUGUGAGUUACUCAAGCCCCAAAAGACCAACAAGUGCUGUGUUUUUGAGUUGAGGGUUGUGUUUGGGCACUGGUACCUAAACACUUAGCAAAGAAAACCAAAGUUCUGUGGAGUCCUCAGUCCCAUCUUGGAACAUAGCAGGUGACAUUGGAUACGUUGAUAAUCAAAUUUCCUCAUCCCAAGAAUGCAUUUGAGUUUAGAAUGUGGGGUUUUGAGGGUCCAAAUACCAUCAUUACUACUCCCCAAAUAAAAAUACGUUCCUCUGUACCAAACAUGAGUUGUCAAAAGUCAGCCCUUUAUUGGGGUGCAGCUUCCAUUUGACCAUGCCCAAAACUGCUACGGGAUGGUGGUGGGUGAAGGCAAAGCAAGGGAUUCAGUAGACAAUCUGCACUUGAAUGUCGGGAGCCAGGGUCUCACUCAAGUGGUGGCUAUAGCCCUUUGAUGUAACUGAACCACAUCAGAGUAGUUAGGUUGGAGCCAAGGCUGUGAGGCCAGGGACGGGUGGGCUCAAUCCAUGCACAAGAGGGAGCCUGACGAAGACGAGGGAGACCGCCUGCAUCCCUGGCUUCCCCAACUAGCCUCGGAGAGGUGCUUAGUGAAGGCCACCAGAGGACCAGGCAGGAGAAUGCAGCCGUGCCCCUGGACGGCAUCCCCCAAAACAACACGAUCCAGGCUGUACAUGGAGCCUUCAGCAUUUGCAUACCAUCUUUUACCCUGCCGCUGCAGAGCCAGCCCGUAGGUCAUCUUUGUGUACAAGGAAUGGCCCGUGUGUAAUGUUACUGUGUCACGUGGCUUACAGCUCUUACAGUAUCUCGAGGGAUGCUUAAAAGUCUUAGUGACCAAAUUUAACCUUAAAAGCAGCAUAACAUAACAAUCCUGGAAUCUUUGGUUGGGUUUGAAGUGACCACAAGCCACAUCCAACACAUACCCAGGAGCUGCCCUGCAAGGGGACCCAAGGGGCCGGAUGGACAUUACAGGGUCCAGCUCUGACCCUGCCUAACAUCGUAGGACUUGACUUUUUGUUGUCUUUCUAAAAAUAGAUCAUGGAGCCAAGUGAAGUGCACUUUGUCAGAUGUAAGGAUCUGCUUUUGUUCCUUGGUUUUUUUUUCCUGUUUUUUAACCUUUUGUUCCACCUUUUUUUUUUUAUUAUUGUGUUUCUUGUCAAAUGCAAAAUUGUCUCUUUCGCUACUCACUGAAGUUUUGGAUUCUGGCUUCUGCAGUUUUUAUUGUCUGUGUCAGACGUACAGCCAGAUGUGGUUCUCUAUCAGCGUUUUCCAGAUUCUGUUAAACAACGUCAGCCCCCAUUUUGUUCUGUACCCCCACCCCCACUCACCCCUCACACUCUUGGAAAACAAAUCACCUUGUG
This is a messenger RNA of Castor canadensis (American beaver), 5394 nucleotides long. The record is from RefSeq and is a predicted model, not a curated record. Lineage: Eukaryota; Metazoa; Chordata; Mammalia; Rodentia; Castoridae.